UACAUUUGUUCUUCUUCCUCACAAGGAACCAGAAGUGAGUUUUGAAGACGAAAAAAUGUCCAUGGCUUCUUCCUUGCUUCUCUCUCCACUUUCUUGCCCUACUCUUGCUAAUAAUCCCUCUCAUAUUGUACUCAAUAAAUCAACUUUCCUUCCCACCCCCAAUUUCUUCUUUUCAGAUUCUCUUCAUAGACCCAACGCCGGCGUUCGAGGAUAUUCUUACAGCUCUCCGGUAGCCCAGUCUUUCAACCAUAUACCCAAACAGUUCAGACAAGACUAUCUCAAAGAUGGACUACUGAACAACUAUAAGAAUGCCCCUCAGUAUCUUUACGGCCUUUCUCCGUCACAGAUGGAUAUGUUCAUGACAGAAGAUAACCCAGCCCGGCGACAGUCGGGAAGCGUCACUGAAGAGAAUAUAUCUUCAUCCCAUAACUAUCUGAAAAAUGGUGGAAUGUGGAGUAUGUCAGGCAUGAAUAAACAGGGCCCUUCAACAUGCAGCAUGAGCGUCAGCAUGUACGGAGGAGGAGGAGCAAGAUCUGAUAGAUCCCCAACUGCGCCUCCUGAUUUGCCAUCUUUGCUUUUAGAUGCUAGAAUUGUCUAUCUGGGCAUGCCUAUUGUAGAAGCUGUUACAGAGCUUAUUGUUGCACAGUUUAUGUGGUUGGAUUUCGAUAAUCCAACAAAGCCCGUAUACCUAUAUAUAAAUUCAUCUGGUACCCAGAAUGACGAAAUGGAGACUGUCGGUUCUGAAACAGAGGCAUAUGCCAUUGCUGACAUGAUAAGAUACUGCAAAUCAGAUGUAUAUACGGUAAACUGUGGCAUGGCUUUUGGUCAAGCAGCAAUGCUUCUGUCACAAGGAAAGAAAGGGUUCCGUGCUGUGCAGCCAAAUUCAUCUACCAAAUUGUAUUUACCCAAGGUCAGCAAAUCCAGUGGAUCACCGACAGAGUUGUGGAUAAAGGCCAAAGAACUAGAAUCAAACUCAGAGUAUUACCUUGAGCUAUUAUCAGAAGGAAUUGGAAAACCAAAGGAAGAAAUAAAGAAAGAUAUCCUACGGCCUAAAUAUUUCAGGGCGCAAGAGGCCAUUGACUAUGGCCUUGCAGAUAAGAUAAUUAGUUCAAGUGACGAUGCAUUUGACAAACGGAACUAUGAAGAGAUGCUCAUCCAAUCUAGAAUGUCGAGACCAGGUGCUCAAGCUGCUCCCUCCGGGUUCAGGUGAAUGAAAGAGUGAUAAUGAUCCUGAACUUUCAGAAACAACUGAUGUUCCUGUCUAGUUCUGAGGAUCAAAGUGUCUGGUUACUUGUCUGUGCACCCAUGGUAUAAAACUUGGGUAUAUGAUUUUACGACUAUCGUGCAGUGGUUGGUGAAAA
Solanum lycopersicum (tomato) is the source of this 1361-nucleotide messenger RNA. RefSeq names its product ATP-dependent Clp protease proteolytic subunit-related protein 1, chloroplastic. Gene Ontology annotation, cellular component: endopeptidase Clp complex. Gene Ontology annotation, molecular function: ATPase binding; serine-type endopeptidase activity; ATP-dependent peptidase activity. The record is from RefSeq and is a predicted model, not a curated record. Gene Ontology annotation, biological process: protein quality control for misfolded or incompletely synthesized proteins. NCBI's taxonomy places the organism in Eukaryota, Viridiplantae, Streptophyta, Magnoliopsida, Solanales, Solanaceae.